GAUAACUCUCCUCGCACGCCUCGUCUUCGUCGGUCUCUGCUGCUGCUGCUUCUUCUUCGUUCCCGUCGCAUUCGCCUCGCGAUUUCAUCAUCUUUUUCUUUGUAUUGAUCUAUUCGAUCUGAUUCGGAGCUACAGCGAGUCUUUUCGCUUGUGAUUGCAUGAUGGGUGGAGGCGUGUGCUAUGAUGGCUGGGAUCCCGUGUAUGACAUCGCCAAUACUGUCGUUCUCGUCGGAAAACUCGGCUACGGUAAAAGUGCGACUGGAAACAGCAUUCUAGGGAGGAAGGCAUUCGUGUCGAAAAACUGCCCUGUUGGCGUGACGAACACUUGCGAAAUGGAGAGCACCACUUUAGGAGAUGGACGUAUGGUUAAUGUUAUUGACACCCCCGGACUAUUUGAUUGGUCAGGUGGAUCCGAGUUUAUUGGCAAAGAGAUAGUAAAAUGCAUUACUAUGGCCAAGGACGGCAUUCAUGCGGUGCUUAUGGUUUUCUCUAUUAGAGCACGCUUCUCAGAAGAAGAAGAGACUACUAUCGAGAGGUUGCAGACUUUCUUUGGUGAGAAAAUUGUCGACCACAUGAUUGUUGUUUUUACUGGUGGAGAUGAUCUUGAAGAAGAUGGAAUGACCUUCAAGGAUUAUGUCGAUCAUGCCCCCAAACCUUUGCAGAAAAUUAUACAGUUGUGUAAAAACAGAGUGGUACUUUUCAAUAACAAGACCAAGGAUAAGGCUGUGCAAGCUGCGCAAGUCAAUGAAUUGUUUCGUCUUGUUGACUUGGUGUUAAGCAGUAACGGAGGAAAACCAUUUUCAGAUAAGAUUUUUGCUGAGCUUAAGGAUGGGGCAUCAAAAUUGCUUGAGAAAGAGAAAGUUGUUGAAUCCUUGAAGGGUUAUUCAGAACAACAGAUAAAUGAUUUGAAGCAAGAGAUUUAUAAGUCAUAUGAUGAGCAGCUCACACGGAUUACUAAGAUGGUAGAAGAGAAACUAAACAGUACUAUCGAGAAGCUCGAGAGACAGCUGGCUGAAGAGCAAGCUGCUAGAUUGGAAGCGGAGAAGUUCGCUACUGAAGCGAGGAUAAAAUCCGACGACGAGAUUCAAAAGCUCAAAGCUAGCCUGGAGAAGGCUUACAGAGAAAACGAGGAAUUCAGACAGCUCGCCGGGAGUAGGAAGUGCCACAUCCUUUAGUCUCCGCAUCAUCAGCAGACCAUAAUGCUCAAAAUCGAGUUUGCUUCUAUGGUUUCAUUGGCUCAGGUUUCCCAUUUUAGACGGCAUUUUUUGUGAAGUUGUUGUUGCACAGAAUCAUAGAUAAAACAUGUGUAUAUAGCGGUUUGAAUGACCCGAAUACGACUGUUGAAACUCCCUUGAAACCGGUUACAUAUUUGUUUUCCAACAUGAAGUUGUUUGGAACCAGCCAGUACUAAUGGAUCUGCUACAUGUAUACAGUACAAAGCUAAAAUCUCUGUUUGUUUGUUUGCUUA
Molecule: messenger RNA, 1468 nt
Organism: Ananas comosus (pineapple)
Lineage: Eukaryota; Viridiplantae; Streptophyta; Magnoliopsida; Poales; Bromeliaceae
Product: immune-associated nucleotide-binding protein 9-like
Exons: 6
Coding region: 159-1175 (338 amino acids)
Molecular function (GO): GTP binding
Source: RefSeq, a predicted model, not a curated record